Messenger RNA from Notothenia coriiceps (black rockcod), 1079 nucleotides. Its product is annotated as nanos homolog 2-like. Lineage: Eukaryota; Metazoa; Chordata; Actinopteri; Perciformes; Nototheniidae. The transcript has a single exon. Bases 102 to 572 code for a protein of 156 amino acids. Gene Ontology annotation, molecular function: RNA binding; zinc ion binding. The record is from RefSeq and is a predicted model, not a curated record.
CCUGGUGGCGCCACUUUGCAUCAUCCAAACAUUGUUGCACUUUAGAGGCCUGUAUAAAAACGGCUCCAGCACAGUGAGCACACUUCGUAUUUUCCCCAAAAAUGACAGCAAUGCAACGACAGGACCAGAGCCGCUUCGACAUGUGGCAUGACUACAUGAACCUUGGCAGAGUGCUGGAGAGGCUGCGGGACAGCACCCGGGAUGAUGGGGGUCUCACACACACCAAGGGCACCGAGAAGGAAGCAGCAUUCUCCGGGAGAAGACGAAACACCUCCCGGAGAGGGGAGCGUAAAGACUCCACGGAGUCCUGCUCAGUGAGCAUCCAGUCGGAUACCACCUGCAGCACCGGGACCUCCCCUGGAUGCUGCCGCUUCUGUAAGCAGAACGGAGAGUCUGUGACGGUGUACCGGUCCCACAUGCUGAAAUCAGACGAAGGGAAACUGAUCUGCCCCAUCCUCCGGAGAUACACCUGCCCCCUCUGUGGAGCCAGCGGAGACCAGGCGCACACACGCCGCUACUGCCCGCAGAGAGAGGCCGGAGAGGCGGCCUUGGUGCUGCUGGGCUCCCGGUGAGACAGAAGACACGGUACAUGAACUCAUGCUUAUGAGUUCAUGUUUACAGAGACUGAUGGAGGUUCCUAACAAGUUUGAAGUUAAGUUUUUUCUAUUGUCGUGUUUUUCAGCGUUGAUUUGCAGACAUUUUAAAAACUGCAAGAGCUAUUUUUGUAUAUGUAUUAGUUUAUAAAGUGUAAAAAUGGUUAUCAAAUAUUGGACAAGUGUCAGUUACAGGAAUUUAAAAACGGCCAAACUAAAGCUUUUGAUUUAUAUUAUGCUUCCUUGUUUUUUAAAAGUUUUUGAAGAACUAUACAGAAAUAUUUCAAAUCAACAUUUGAUUGACCAAACAUGUGUUCAUGUUCACAGAGAAAGUGUUUGACGUUGUUGCUUUUAAAAUGAUGACUGUUAUUGUCAACACACUGUUAAGCGUUGAAAAAGUGUUAUCAAAACUUGAGAAAAAGUGUAAAUCAUAGACUUUUUAAAACUCUUGUUUGUUUCAAUUUUGAAGGAAUAAAUAUGGGAAAA